AACAAGGAAAAGAGGAUUCCAUAGAAUGAAUGUGAUAAAAGCACAAGCUCCACUUUUGCUACACUGGCAUUGCAUUCAGCACUGAUGAUGUAAUGGAAAGUAGGCUGUGUCGGCAUUUUGGGUAACUUGGGACCUUUGGCUAGGAAAUGAUGCUAAUUGCUGCCUGUGAAAAAUAUUAUGGGAUGCUUCUGACAGAGCUGCUCAUAAGGGAGCUAGUCUUUCUUGAGCCACUUUGGAGGAGAUGAGGUUAUGAGCAUCUUGCUACAUGAUCUGUGUCUUGAAUCAUCUGUUCACAAUCUGAAGAUGUUUCUGACUUUGCUUCUCGUUAUUCUUGGAGCACAGACUUCUGUAACACAGAAUCCUGCCUCCGGAUCUGCAGAUGUUGUACUUUUGAUUGAUAGCUCUGAUGUAAUUGGAAAAAAGGCAUUCUCUGCUAUGAAGAAUUUUGUUCAAAAGAUGAUUAAUGGUCUCCCAAUAGGCCCAGACAGAUAUCAUGUUGCACUUGUGCAAUACAGUGAUGAUGUGCAUGUUGAAUUUCAGCUGCAUAAGUUCAGAGGAAAGAAUCCCAUGCUGACCCAUCUUAAGAAGCAAUUUUUAUUCAGGGGUGGAUCUUUAAACACUGGGAAUGCCAUACAAAAGGUCCAUGAGACUUUUUUCAAAACUCCAAGAAGGGACAGGAACAAGAUUUUGGUGGUUGUAACUUCAGGAGCAUCAGAAGAUGAUGUGGAAGGACCCGCAAGAAGACUGAAGGAUGAUGGGAUAAAAAUAAUAGCUUUAGGAACACAGACUGCAUCUCCUCAGGAGCUGCAGUCAGUGGCUACAGGCCCAUUCUACUAUAGUUUUAAUACAACAAAGGAUCUUGUGGCAUUUUCUCAACGUAUGCCCCAAGUCAUUGAUGAUGCUAUACAAAGAGAUGAUUCCAUUAUCACUUUAACACCUAUUCCACUAAGCCCAACACUAAGUCCAACACUAAGUCCAACAGUAAGUCAACGCAAUGAAUCCAUAAAAGAAUGUUUUAACGAUUCCAUUGCAGACGUUGCUUUCGUGGUGGAUGAGGGUAUUUCACUUGAGAACUCUAAAAAUAUUGCAGAAUUCUUGAAAAACACAGUAAAUGCUCUUGAUGUGCAUGAGGACUGUAUAAGAAUUGCUCUAGUGAAAUACAGCACUGAGCCUCAAGAAAUAUCUUUACUGAAGAAUGAAACAGAUAGAUAUGCUCUUCUGCAGAAAAUUAAGAGCUUUCCCCCCAGAGAAGGAAAAGCUAAUUUGGGUGCUGCCAUUAAUUUUACCAGGACAAGAGUUUUUGGUAAAAGUGCUGGAAGCAGAAGAACUCAAGGAGUUGAACAAGUAGCCACCAUAAUCACCCACAGACAAGCUGAUGAUAGUUUACAUGAGGCAGCUGCUGCUCUUAGCCGUGCUGGUGUGACAGUUUUUGCCAUAGGCAUUGAAGGGGCUAAUUACACCCAAUUAUCUCAGAUAGCAUCAUAUCCACCAGAAGGCAAUGUCUUAAAACUAAAGACAUUUUCUGAAUUGCCAAGACAGGAGAAGAUUUUCCAAAAGAAACUCUUCAAUCAAAUACAGCACACGCUCUAUGUCGAAUCCGAAAGGAAAAAGAAGCUCAAAACAGGCUGUGAGGAGACAGAAGAGGCUGAUGUUUAUUUUCUCAUUGAUGGUUCUUCAAGCAUUCAUCCGGAUGAUUUCAGAGACAUGAAAACAUUUCUGAUGGGAGUGAUUGAGCUUUUUACUGUAGGACCGGAUGCUGUUCGAUUUGGAGUUGUACAGUAUUCAACAGGCAGAAAGACAGAGUUCGAACUUGAUGAAAACCCUAACAAAAAUGAUUUAGAGAAAGCCAUUAAUAAUAUCAAACAAUCAACAGGUGAUACUUAUACUGGAGGAGCUCUAAAUGCCAUGCAGCCAUUGUUUGAAAAGGCAAGAAAGCAACGGGGCAAGAAAGUGCCCUGCUAUCUCAUUGUGAUGACGGAUGGAGAGGCACAUGACAAUGUUGCAAUCCCUGCAAAGAAGCUGAGGAAUGCCGAGGUCGACAUAUAUGCCAUUGGCGUGGGAAAAGCAGUCCAAGCACAGUUGCUUGAGAUGACAGAUUCACCGUCAAGGGUUUACUUUGUUCAUCAGUUUGAUUCCUUGAAAGUGAUUAAAAAUAAUGUUGUUCGAGACAUAUGCUCAGAAGCAUGUAAAGUAAUGAAAGCUGACAUCAUGUUCCUAGUGGACAGCUCUGGUAGCAUAGGUUCUGAGAACUUUGGCAAAAUGAAGACCUUCAUGAGUGGAUUGGUUAACAAAUCUAACAUUGGCUUAGACCAAGUGCGCAUUGGCGUUGUCCAGUUCAGUGGCACAAACAAAGAAGAAUUUCCACUGGACCGAUACUCAGCAAAAAUGGACAUCAUUGAGGCUAUUGAGAGAAUGUCUCUCAUAGGAGAUUACACGCUCACUGGAGGAGCAUUGCAAUUUGUUUCUGCUUAUUUCAAGACUGACAAGGGGGCAAGGCCUUCUGUCCACAAAAUUCUUAUCCUGAUCACCGAUGGGGAAGCACAAGAUGAAGUAAAAGGUCCAGCUGAAAACCUGAGAAACAGCGGCAUCAUUAUCUAUUCAGUUGGGGUGUUUAAUGCCAAUAAACAACAGCUAGAAGAGAUAAGUGGGAAACCUGAAAGGGUGUUUUAUGUGGAAAACUUUGAUAUUCUGAAGCAGCUAGAAAGCAACAUUAUUUUUGGCACCUGCAAUCCUGAUGAAGACUGCAAAAGGAUAGGACAUUUAGAUGUUGUAUUUAUUAUAGAUAGUUCUGGCAGCAUAUUCGAUAGAGACUAUAGUCUUAUGAAGGACUUCAUGAUUGGCUUGGUGAACAAAUCUACCAUUGGCAAGGACCAAGUUCAAUUUGGAGCUGUGAAGUAUUCUGAUGAUCCACAGACUAUAUUCCACCUUAAUACCUACACUACAAAAUCAGCUAUUGUUGAAGCUAUCCAGAGGGACACACAACUAGGUGGAAAUACAUACACAGCCAAGGCUCUUAGACACACAGAAGCUCUGUUCACUGCACAGCAUGGCAGCCGCAUACACAGCAAUGUCCCGCAAAUUCUUAUAGUCCUCACUGAUGGUGACUCCCAUGAUGCACCAGAACUUGAAGAAGUGUCAAAGAGACUCAGAGCCCGCGGCAUUGUUAUCUAUGCUGUUGGAAUCAAAGGAGCAAAGACUGAAGAACUUCAGACUAUGGCAGGACCAAAUAAGGCCUAUUACUUUGUGGACACAUUUGAGGAGCUAAAAAAUCUAUCUACAAUAAUAUCAGAUGAUGCAUGCAAUAAAUCAAAUCCAGAAUGCAAAAUCAGAGGACAGCUUGUUGUGUUGCUUGAUAGCUCCCCUAGUGUACCCGAAGAAGAUUUUAAGAAAAUACAAGUGUUUUUGGAAGAAUUCCUUAAUGCUGUUGUUUAUAACGGCAACAUACAAGUUGGUAUGGCUCAAUUUAGUGAUCAUUAUCAAGAAAAACUCCAGCUGGGUGAUUAUCAGAGCAAAUCAGAACUGAUAGGUAAAAUUGCUAAUUUUUCAAGAAUGCAAAGUAAGGAAACUAAUAUUGGAGCCGCUCUCAAAGAAGUUACAUUCCUCUUCAAAUCACCAAAAAGGAGAGUAGCUAGAAAUGUUCCGCAAAGGUUGCUAAUUAUCACCGAUGGAAGAUCCCGUGACAAGAUUUCUCAACCAGCAGAGAAACUGAGAAUAGAAGGUGUGGAUAUAUAUGCAGUAGGAGUGGGGAAAAUUGAUCAGGCAAAACUUCAACAAAUAACUGAUUCCCCAGACAGAAAAUUCACAGCAGGUGAUUUCAGCGAGCUGCCGGAUAUUAAAAAACAGCUUAUUACUCACAUGUGUGAUGAAAAAGUUAAAGCAGAGUGUUUUGUGGAUGUUGUUAUGGGAUUUGACAUCUCAUCUCAAAAGUCGGGUGAACUAUUACUCCAGGGGCAGUUGGAAAAAUACCUUCCUGGUAUAAUAAAAAAACUUACAUCCGUACAUCCUGUGAGCUGCAGUAAAGGAACACAAACACAGUUCAAUGUGGCAAUGCCACCUUUCCUGUCAGACUUUCAAGCUAACUAUGACAGCAUUCUAGAGAAACUCAGCAAAGCUGUGAUUGACAGCCCAUUUCGUCUUAAUACCAAUUUUUUGGACAUACUUUGGAAAGAAUUUCAAAAGCAGGCUGGCAAUCAAAAGCGAAGCAAGGUGAUACUUCUUUUUUCUGAUGGCUUGGAUGAAGAUGCAGAAGCACUUGAACAAAAAUCUGAUGAACUUAGGAAAAAUGGACUGGAUGGACUUAUAACUGUUGCUCUGAGAGGAGCCACCAAUGUUAAGGAUCUUCUCAACAUUGAAUUUGGAAAAGGAUUCAAAUAUGCAACUCAGUUAACUAUUGAUAUGCAUAAUAUUGCCAACAGGCUGUUUGAGUAUGCGGAUGACAUUGCUGAGAGAACAUGCUGCUGUAUAUUCUGCAAGUGCAUUGGGGAGGAAGGCUACAUUGGACUAAGAGGAGCUGUUGGACCUAAGGGAACUAAUGGGACGUAUGGGCUUCGGGGCCCUUCAGGGGAAGACGGACUGCCAGGUCCUGAUGGAGGGAGAGGAGAACGGGGAAAGCAAGGCUAUAUAGGAUGCCAUGGCAGUCAGGGGAUGAAGGGGAUACGAGGAGAAGCAGGAGAAAAGGGAGAGAAUGGGAUUGAUGGAGUUAGUGGAAUUAAUGGAGAAGAGGGGUCACAUGGACUGCCAGGACUUAAAGGAGAAAAGGGGGACCCAGGCCAGCAAGGCAGCACGGGAACAAGAGGACUUCCUGGUGACCCUGGUCAGAAAGGCCUUCAAGGAAAUCCUGGUAGUCCUGGAGAGGACAAUCAGAUACGAGGAGAACCUGGCCCCAACGGGGCAAAAGGCUUCAAGGGAGAACCAGGACUAAAAGGUUCUACAGGCCUGGCAAGCUCCCAAGGAAAUAAAGGAAGUGAAGGACGAAGAGGACGACCAGGCGCAUCUGGGGUGAUGGGAAUACCUGGUCCAGAAGGUUUACAAGGAAAAGAAGGAUUUCGGGGCCCACAGGGAACACUGGGAAUUGCUGGUGUGAAAGGACAGAAAGGAAAUUCAGGAAAUAAAGGUCCUCAGGGAAACCUGGGAGUCAGAGGCCCUAAAGGAAAUAUAGGGAAACCUGGAACAAGUAGAAAUAAAGGAGAAUCUGGAGAUCCUGGACAGAAAGGAGAAAGAGGCUCUCGUGGUCCCCGAGGAAGGAUGGGGGAAGACGGACUUCCUGGUCCCGCCAUACCGGGACCUAAAGGAUCAAAGGGACAAGAUGGUUUCCUUGGAGACUUUGGAAUUCAGGGUAUACCUGGCAAUCCUGGUAUUCUGGGUGAACCUGGACCAAAAGGGAAUAGAGGAAUAACGGGUGGUGCGGGACCAAUUGGUUCAACAGGUACUCCAGGUGACCGGGGUCGGCCAGGACGUCCGGGUGCAAAAGGACCAAGGGGUCCAGGCCCAUUUUCGUCUUGUCAACUACUUGAGUAUGUGCGUGAACACAGCCCCUGUUGGAAAGGCACACGAGAAUGCCCACUAUAUCCCACUGAAUUAGUCUUUGCCUUGGAUGUGUCUGAAGAUGUCACACUCCAGAUAUUUGAACGAAUGAGACAGUUUGUCAUAGAAAUUGUGAACAAUACCAAAAUCAGAGAGAGCAAUUGCCCCGUGGGAGCCAGAGUGGCCAUUGUGUUCUACAACUCCAGUACCUACUAUCUGAUCCGUUUCUCAGAUUUCCAAAGCAAAAAGCGGUUGCUCCAGGAACUUAAUGCUCUUGCUUACCAGAGAUCCUCAGGCAGACGGGAUAUUGGCGAAUCUAUGAGAUUUGUGGCCAGGAAUAUUUUCAAACGAAUACCCCAAGGUCCAAAUGUGAGAAAAAUUGCAGUGUUUUUCAGCAAUGGCCAGUCUAGCAAUCCAGUUUCUAUCAACACAGCAGUUCUGGAGUUCAGCGCAUUAGAUAUUCUUCCUGCUGUCAUUACUUUUAAGAACAUCCCUGAGAUCAACCGUGCUUUUGCGAUUGAUGAAUCAGAACUGUUUCAAGUUAUUAAUAUCCAUGAAGAGAGAGAUUAUAUUCCAGCCUUACAAAGAUUUCGGGAAUGUGUACUUUGCUAUGACAAAUGUGACCCAAGUGAGUCUUGCCUACGUUCUGGAUCCCCCCAGACUUUAGCCUACAUGGAUGCUGCUUUCAUUUUGGAAAGCUCAAGGAAAAUAAGUCCUGUGGAGUUUGAGAAGCUGAAAGAUUUCCUAAGCACUGCAGUUGACAACUUUGACAUUUCUGCCAAUCCAAGGAGCUCUUUGACAGGUGACAGGGUGGCACUGGUGAGUCACGCACCACUGGAAUUCAGACCCCAAACACAGCAGAGUCCAGGUAGAACCGAGUUUGAUCUUCUGACCUAUAGCAACAGCAGACGAAUGAAGAGACAUAUCCAAGAGUCUGUCCGGCAACUGAAUGGAUCAACUGCUGUUGGCCAUGCCAUACAAUGGACAAUCAAAAACAUAUUUUCUGACGUGCCAAACCAGAGAAAAUACAAGCUUAUUUUUGUCAUAUCGGUUGGAGAAACAAGUUGGUGGGACAAGGAAGUGCUGCGUGAUGCAGCCCUGAGAGCCCAGUGCCAAGGCUAUACUGUGUUUGUACUCUCACUAGGGCACGGGUAUGCUCAUGUAGAACUUGAGGAGCUGGCAAGCACUCCACUGGAACAUCACCUGGUGCAGCUCGGCAGAAUACACAAGCCCGAACUCGAAUAUGCAGUGAACUUUCUGAAGCCGUUUCUAUAUCUCCUCAGGAAUGAAAUCAACAAAUAUCCACCAGCACAGCUCAGGAGAACAUGUGCAAACAUCAGCACUCAGAGGCCUCUGUAUACCCCACAAAGCCAAAGAGCCAUUGCUGCAGUUGAUGAGUCUGUGUCAACUGGCAUUAAUCCCAUGGACACUGAAUCUGCUUUUCUCGUCCGCAAUGCACAGCAGACCAUUGUACUUGGAAAUUAACAAGAUGUUCAAACUGGCAAAUAUGCUGAAGAAAGAAACUUCUGUACAACCUUAUCAAGAAGUAUUGUAGCCAGUUCUUUAUCCCCAUUGGUGCUGAUACCACUAAAGAGUUUGAUUCAUUUGUUUAGAAAACUGGAAGUAAAACAUCUCUCUAUUAAAAAGGCAGAGAGAUUUUUUAAAAAUAAAAAACCCUUCUAAAAUAGUGAAACAAACUCCUAGAGCUCUCAUAUAAAAAACAAUCAAUCAAUCAUCUUUAUUACAGUCAUAGACCAGCAUAAAGAACAGGGGGUGAUUACACGGUGCAAAGUAUAGUACACAAUGAUACAUUACAAGGCAUAAGGAAACAUUACAAAGCAUUUAAAAGCAUAAAGGGACAUAAAAUAGCAUUUAAAAGGCAUACAAAACAUAAAAGGUAUGAGAGGCAUAAAAAGGGGGUAAAAGGCACAAAAAGGGGUAAUUGCAUAAAAGCCUAAGUGAUAAAUCUGUGUUACAGCAGGACUAUAUAGCUAUAAAGAAAAAGCGUGAGGCUGUAGCGCAAAAGGUGAGAGGAGCACAAAUUUUUCAGGUGGUUGGAUGAGCACAUUGUAGCACAUAGGAGCCAAGCUGGAGGUGAGACUAAAGCUGAUUGGACUCACUGCCUACCAGCAUCCAAUGGAUUUUGAACAUUGCCGCGCUGAACCUGCCAACACUGUAUGUAAUAGCAGGCUUGGGGUCAGAGAGCAGCAUAGAGACAUACAGUAGAUAUGACUCAAACGUCCCGAGUACUUGCAUAGCAAUGGGUGGAUGAAGGAGGAGUGAAUGUCUGUGUAAUACAGACAGUGAAGUAAGACAUGCUCAGUUGUUUCAAUGUGCCCAGAACCACAGGGGCAUUGUUGCUCUGCGAGUGGGAUCUUCCUGAAACAUCCUUCAAGCACAGCUGAAGGGAGGGUGUGACAACAAGCCAAGGUAAAUGCAUUCCUAUGUUUUGGGACUUCCAAUUGAGUGAGAUAGGCUGCUGGGGAGGGUAAAUGUGUAAGACCUUCACUGAUGAAAAAGUUCGGGACCCUGCUUAAAUUGCUUUGGUGCUCUAUGUCCAUUAUUCACUGUUUGAUAGGGGCUUUGGCCUGAUCGUAGCCCAUGUUAAGUAGAAUCAAGGGGGAGGGGCUCAAGGACACUAUUUUUCUCUCAAUUGACCGUUUCCUGCAUAUGCCCAUGACCUGAGGCCAUGCCUGCCUGCUUCAACACCUAGCACAGCCUUAGGGCAGGGCAAGCCAGGUGACCAUCCUGGGCCCUGCUCUUUUAACUUCCAUUAAAAUUAACUGGUAGGGGCUCCACACACUGGCUGAUUUGCCCCAAGCCCUGCACCCCUCCAGGGAUCUCUAAAGAUAGUCCUGCAGCACAGCAUUGAGGUGAGAGAGCCUUGAGGAUGGAGUAGGGUGUCCGGUCAAGCAUGUCAAACAGCUUUACCUGCCAUGGAUGGACAGGAAAUGCAGCUGUCUUGGUCCUGAAGCCCACCCAAGAAGUCCUUGGUCCUUCUUCAAGUCCCUGGAGAGGAGAGGAGAGGAGAGGAGAGGAGAGGAGAGGAAAAGCCAAAUCUUCCUCCAUCACAAUCAGAAUCCCUGUCUCAGUUAAAAAAUAAUAAUUUCACACACACACACCCAUGUUCUCAGCCACAUAUUCCCUUCUUUCUUCAUUUGUCACAUUGACACAUUGGUCAAACCAGUAGAUCUCCCCUUGAUGACUGGAGUGUGGUCAUCCUUGCUCUUUUGCUCCCUGUUUUAUGAAUGGAGAACCCUCUCCCACAAAACUUCUGAAUAAUUCAUUUCUUUUUCCACUCCUGGCAGAGAAACCUUAUGUUAUUUCCAUCGACUCCCCAACUCACCCUCAAGCAGAUCUGAAGGCACCUGCCUAUUCCCCACACACUUGACCCCUUCCUUCCCUUUUCCCCUCUUCACUGCCCUGUUCUUCCUGCUUCUCCUUCCAUAGCUUCUCAUCACAAAUCAAUAUAAAGUGUUAUUACAGUCACAGACCAGCAAUAACACACACACACACACACACACACACACACACACACACACACACACACACACACUCUUAAAGCAAACUUACAGAUGACAGAGUUAUGGACAUCAGACAGUUGGUCUGCUCUUAUCUUGAUUGUACACACAAAGAAAUUGAAAUUGAAUAAAGAAUCCAAUAUAUUUUUGAAUAAAGCAAAUCUCUUGA
This is a messenger RNA of Hemicordylus capensis (graceful crag lizard), 9213 nucleotides long. RefSeq names its product collagen alpha-6(VI) chain-like. The transcript has 38 exons. Bases 250 to 7008 code for a protein of 2252 amino acids. Gene Ontology annotation, molecular function: extracellular matrix structural constituent conferring tensile strength. The record is from RefSeq and is a predicted model, not a curated record. Lineage: Eukaryota; Metazoa; Chordata; Lepidosauria; Squamata; Cordylidae. Gene Ontology annotation, biological process: extracellular matrix organization.